UCUGUCAAAACUUAAUAAGUUCAGAAGAAGCAAAAUGACUUAAAUUAAGAUGAGCUCAAUCAUUUUUCAGAGAGGCAGAGAGAAUUGUGUUCGUUGAGGGACAAUUGCUCAUCUUCUUCAAUUCUCGAGAUACUUUGGGUUCAGCAUGCAAUGAAGACAUUAGCUUUUGUUGCUUGUUUCAUAGUUUUCUCCACCACAAUCUUGCUCUCAGUCAUUUACAAAAAUCUCAUGUUUGGUCUACUUGGAGAAUUUGCUAAUGUCAAGAUUGUUCCAGGAAAAGCAGACAACGCUACAAAUUUUCUUUUUGACUCAGGAUUUGCUGAAGAACCUUGUUUGAGCAGAUACCAAUCUGUUAUAUAUCGAAAACAUUCGCCUUACAAGCCUUCCCCAUACCUUCUUUCAAAACUACUUAAUUACGAAAUUCUUCAUAAGCAAUGUGAACCUUACACAAAAUCCUACAAUCAAACCAUAAAAGCAAUUAAUUCUGUCAACAUUUCAAGUCCUACAGAGUGCAAUUACAUAGUCUGGACACCGCUUGAAGGUUUAGGAAACAGAAUACUAACUAUGGCUUCAGCAUUUCUCUAUGCUAUCCUUACCAACAGAGUUUUGCUUGUCGAACAUGAGUCCGACAUGGCUGAUCUCUUCUGCGAGCCGUUUCCAAAUACUUCAUGGUCAUUGCCUCAGGAUUUUCCCCUGAAGAGUGAAUUCAGAAAAGUUAGUCAUCAAUACCCACAUGUUUUUCAGAACCUGAUUAGCAUAAACACCAUUAAUGCAUCCUCAGAGUCACUACCUUCUGUUGUGAAUAUCUUGUUAGCUGGUGGCAAAGACAAGACUUUCUACUGUGAAGAGCAGCAACAGCUUGUUCAAAAAAUUCCAUGGUUGAUUCUGAAAUCGGAUGAAUACUUCAUUCCAUCUCUCUUCUUGAUCCCAUCUUUCAAGCAAGAACUGGACAGUAUAUUUCCUGAUAAAGAAACUGUUUUCCAUUUCUUGGGUAGAUAUCUUUUCAACCCUUCAAAUGAGGCAUGGGGGCUAAUUACAAGGUUUUAUGAGGCUUAUUUAGCCAAAGCAGAUCAAAGAAUUGGUUUUCAAAUAAGAGUAUUCAAUCCUAAUGCCACUUCAUUUCAAAUCCUUACAGAUCAAAUUAUAGCUUGUAGUCAACAGCAAAAUCUGCUAGCACAAGUAGACGAGAGUAAAACUGCAGCCUUUUCAUCGAAAACCAGAACAUCAUCAAAAUCCAUACUAAUAACAUCUUUAUAUUCAAAAUUUUAUGAGGAAAUAAGAAACAAGUACUGGAGAUUUCCAACUAGAACAGGAGAGUCAAUUGGGGUGUAUCAGCUAAGCCAUGAAGAGAAUCAACGUUUUGGUGAUAAUAUGCAUAAUAUGAAGGCAUGGGUUGAGAUAAAUCUACUGAGUAUGAGUGAUAUGUUGGUUACAAGCUCUAAGUCAACUUUUGGGUAUGUAGCUCAAGGCCUUGGAGGUUUAAAGCCAUGGAUUCUUAAAAAGCCUGAGAAUUGGAGAACAAAUGAUACAGCUUGUGGAGUAGCCAUGUCAAUAGAACCUUGCUUUCAUGAUCCACCCUUAUAUGGUUGUAAGUCGAAGAUCAAAAUUGAUAGUAUUUUUCCUUAUGUCAAGCAUUGUGAGGAUGAACCUGCAGGACUCAAGCUCUUUAAUUAUUAGAAUACUACUAAUUAGUGGUUUUGUACUUUUAAAUUAUCAUUGAUUUUCAAAUUGUUGCAAAGAAAUAAGAAGAUUAAUUUGUUUUCCA
Jatropha curcas is the source of this 1765-nucleotide messenger RNA. Its product is annotated as galactoside 2-alpha-L-fucosyltransferase. Gene Ontology annotation, molecular function: galactoside 2-alpha-L-fucosyltransferase activity. NCBI's taxonomy places the organism in Eukaryota, Viridiplantae, Streptophyta, Magnoliopsida, Malpighiales, Euphorbiaceae. Gene Ontology annotation, cellular component: membrane; Golgi apparatus. Gene Ontology annotation, biological process: cell wall biogenesis; xyloglucan biosynthetic process. The record is from RefSeq and is a predicted model, not a curated record.